GCAAAGAUAUAUAGUAUUUACGAAUACUGAUAUAGCUAAAUUAGUAUUUGGAAAUACUGAAACACUAUUAUUCACUUCAUGAGCAGGUUAACAUAACACUUCCAUACAUUGGAGUGAGCAAGUAAAACUACACAGAUUCUUAACACUAUGCCAUGGUUCAAGAACCUCAUCAAAAUCUCCACUACCCUUUCAAACCAAUCAUCAUCUAAUUACAAAUCUAUAACCCCGUUAGCCUCACCUUCACUUACCCAAUUUCUACAAUUCACUAAAGACUACUCUACUAAUAAUAAUGGUACUAAUCAUCAUGCUGUUGCUGGUUUGGAACCAACAAAAAAUGACCAAAAACCAAGAGUGGUUGUGCUAGGCUCUGGAUGGGCUGGUUGUAGGCUUAUGAAGGACAUUGACACCAACAUUUAUGAUGUUGUGUGUGUGUCACCUAGGAACCAUAUGGUGUUCACUCCAUUAUUGGCUUCUACUUGUGUUGGCACUCUUGAGUUUAGGUCUGUUGCUGAACCUAUUGGGAGGAUUCAACCUGCUAUUUCAAGAGAACCAAGUUCUUAUUUCUUCCUUGCUAAUUGCAAUGGCAUUGAUUUUGAUAAUCAUAUGGUACAAUGCCAAACUGUGACAGAGGGAGUUGAAACCUUGGAGCCAUGGAACUUCAAUGUUUCAUAUGACAAGUUAGUCAUUGCCUCUGGAGCACAAGCUUUGACAUUUGGAAUUAAGGGUGUAAACGAGCACGCCACUUUCCUUCGCGAAGUUUACCAUGCUCAGGAAAUACGGAGGAAACUACUUCUGAAUCUCAUGUUGUCUGAUGUCCCCGGAGUUAGCGAGGGAGAAAAGCGUCGACUCUUACACUGUGUUGUAGUUGGAGGUGGUCCUACAGGAGUUGAGUUCAGUGGUGAACUUAGUGACUUUAUCCUGAAGGAUGUUCAUCAAAGAUAUUCUCAUGUCAAAGACUAUAUUCGCGUCACGUUGAUUGAGGCAAAUGAGAUAUUGUCCUCCUUUGAUGAUCGUUUACGUGUAUAUGCAACCAAACAGUUGACUAAGUCAGGAGUUCGUCUUGUACGAGGGCUCGUCCAAGAUGUGCAACCUGAGAAGAUAAUUCUUAGUGAUGGCACAGAUGUACCCUAUGGUUUGUUAGUUUGGUCUACUGGUGUUGGCCCUUCACCUUUCGUUAACUCACUGGAUAUACCUAAAGCUAAAGGGAGGAUUGGGAUUGAUGAAUGGUUGCGCGUCCCAUCAGUACAAGAUGUAUACUCAAUUGGUGAUUGCAGUGGUUUUCUUGAAAGCACAGGCAGACAAGUUCUUCCAGCUUUGGCCCAAGUUGCAGAGAGGCAAGGAAAAUAUCUGGCAAGUUUGUUGAACAGGGUGGGUAAAGAAAGUGGAGGGCAUGCCAAUUCUGCACAAAACAUGAACUUAGGAGAUCCAUUUGUGUAUAAACAUUUGGGAAGCAUGGCUACUAUUGGCAGAUACAAGGCCCUUGUGGACCUCAGGGAGAGCAAGGAAUCAAAAGGUGUAUCUCUAGCAGGAUUCACGAGUUUUUUUGUUUGGCGUUCAGCGUAUCUAACUCGUGUAGUGAGCCGGAGGAAUAAGCUAUAUGUUUUAGUCAACUGGUUGACAACGUUAAUCUUUGGCCGUGAUAUAAGUAGGAUAUAGACGGAAAAAGAAAAAUGGUUCUUUCAGUUUCACCAUAAGGAACUGCUCUUGCUUCUUGUGUCGGAUCUUGUACAGGCAGUGUCAAUCUAGUAUCACAAUUCAACUUGUGUAAGUUUCGGAUUUGGGGUUGUAGAGAUCACAGGAAUUUACCUCAUGUAAUCAUGUCCAUAAUGUUUGUACUUAGCGUUAUUUUCGUAUGAUGUCAGCAUAUUGUGUAUAUAUACACAUUAAGUUUAAUUUUAGAAAAAGGAAAAGUAUUCACAUA
Messenger RNA from Lycium ferocissimum, 1921 nucleotides. RefSeq names its product internal alternative NAD(P)H-ubiquinone oxidoreductase A1, mitochondrial. The record is from RefSeq and is a predicted model, not a curated record. Lineage: Eukaryota; Viridiplantae; Streptophyta; Magnoliopsida; Solanales; Solanaceae. Gene Ontology annotation, molecular function: NADH dehydrogenase activity. The transcript has 8 exons. Bases 148 to 1656 code for a protein of 502 amino acids.